AUGAAUUUAGUGGAAGCAAUAAAUUCCACGAAAUAUGUCGGCUACAUCAAGCCAUCAACAUUAUUCAUAACUUCAAUGAACGAACGAUAUAUGCAGACAUUGCGCGAUGCUUGGAUUCGGCGAAUUUUGAAACCAGCAAAAGGAUACCGAAUCGAAACUUUCGGUGAUGUGGAAAAUAUUAGGAUGCACAAGAUUGAUCAGAUGCAUUUAGUACCAUUGUUGGACAUUAUUUGUAAUGUAGUAUUCAAAAUGAAUCAGAGUGGUCGUCCAGCAUUUUUGGAUGUUUUGCUGGAUGAAAUUCGUAAAGAAUAUCCAAAAAUUGAACCUCCCUCAGCGAAGACAUUUCGGCAAGCCAUUCACACCCUUCUGAAACAAAAUAUCUUGGAGUAUGACCUGGAACAACUGUAUAUCUGUUUUCCUCCUACAGCUCCUUAUCAUUCCGCCAAAACGUUCAAAUGUACCGUUGAAUGCCAAACUGGACAAAGUGUGAUGAACGGCUACGCCCCGUCAAAUUCAUUGAAAAUCAAGAAAGGUAUUCUGGCCAAGUUGUUCAUGAAAAAAGACACUCUGCCAAAAGCAGUGCAACUUAGACAGAACCUCAGAAGUCCAUCAGAUCAACGAAAAUAUCUCGAAAUACUAACUGCCAGUACUCAACCAAACAACAGUGGCGAAACAUCUUGCGCAGCACAAAAGACAUGCUUAUUCCAUGAGAACGAGUUUUAUCGAAAGUGGAUAAAAACGAACGAUCAGUAUUUGCUGAAUAAUUUCAGUCCUGUGAGUGGAUCGGAGUAUAUCCCAUUCUUGACGAAUUGUAAAAAUAUUAAUAAUAAAAUCAGGCGAAAAAAAAGAUCGAGAAAGAAGAAUGAGCGUAGUCGGACAUCAACUCCUAUUCAGUGGAGUUCCGAUUCGGCAUUUUCAGUCUCUCCCGUAAUUACCAAAAUUUCAAAGGAUUUUUAUAAUAGCCAUUCUGGUGAUAUCUCUCCUGAUGAGCCGACUGUAAUGAAUCGAAAUCAUACGUACGUCAAUGUGUUAAGCAGUGAAAGUACGCAGUUUGAGGACAUCACACAAGCUGAAAAGAUUUUGCCGACAACUUUCAGUGUUGCUAAUGUUUGA
Molecule: messenger RNA, 1113 nt
Organism: Brugia malayi
Lineage: Eukaryota; Metazoa; Nematoda; Chromadorea; Rhabditida; Onchocercidae
Gene: Bma-ham-1
Exons: 4
Coding region: 1-1113 (370 amino acids)
Biological process (GO): positive regulation of transcription by RNA polymerase II
Cellular component (GO): nucleus; cytoplasm
Molecular function (GO): RNA polymerase II transcription regulatory region sequence-specific DNA binding; DNA-binding transcription activator activity, RNA polymerase II-specific
Source: RefSeq, a predicted model, not a curated record